AUGUCGAGAAGAAGGCAAAAUGAUGAUGAGGACGAAACUCAAACAAAACGACGCCGUGGAGCCCCAUUGAUUAGUGAUGUUGAGAAGAAACUUCAAGAAGUUAUUGGAAAAGUUGGAGAGAAGAGUACCGGCUCGUCAAUCACGAUGAAUUUAGAGAAACUCACCGAGUUUCUGACCGAUGAUCUCGAUAAAUAUCGAACUUCUAUCAUCGAUAUAGUCGCUGGAUGCGCAAUUUAUCUUCCGAAUCGAGUAACCGUUUACACCACAUUGGUUGGACUUUUAAAUGCGAAAAAUUUCAAUUUCGGAGGAGAAGUUGUCGAGAAAUUGAUCGCCGAGCAGCAGGAUCUUCUGACGAAACAAAAAUAUCAAGAGGCUCAGAAUGUCGCGAUUUUCCUUUGUGAUUUAGGAAAUUCUGGAGUUUUGACAGCGCAAUCGAUCGGAGAAUACCUGGAAAGCUUCAUUUCAGCUGCCUUCGAGGAGAAUAUGCCACAGGUCCGCAACGACUACUAUAUUCAAACAGUUCUUCGUUGUCUGCCAUGGAUUGGCAAGGAGUUAACAGAAAAAUCACCGGAACAAAUGGAAAAUAUUGUGGAAGCUGUUGGAAAGUAUCUGGAGUUGAGAAAUAAGAAUCAUGUGACGCUUCUCCAAGUCUGGAGCUCUACCGACCAGGAACAAGAGGAUUAUCUGGAAAGUUUGUCAGCACAAAUCGAACAAUUACGAGCCCUCAACUGGACAGAAAACCACAUUCCCAGAUAUUAUAAGGAUUUCGAAGCGAUUCUCUCCGACGCACUGCAACAUAAUCUUCCAAGUUUCGCUUCCCCUGACCACUCUUCUGAUAUGAUCUACCCAUAUCCAUUGGUUGUUUUCCGUCUUUUCCAGGACUCGGAUUGCUCCUCGUUUUCUGAUAAACCACUCCCAGGUGGCCACUCGAUCGAUCGAUUCCUGUUCGAAGGAGAGAUCUCGUGGAUUAUCGAAAAGAAUCAAUUCAAUCGGAAGUCGUGUGCUCGGGAACUUCUCGCUUUCGCUGAGGAGAACCCAUCGGUUCCAAUUGGAUUUCUCAUUUUUGAAACGAUUUUUGGACAGAUGCUCCGUCUUCCACACGCUCCGUAUCCAGCAAUAUUUCACUGCUCGUUGGUUCUGGAACUUCUGAAACUGAAGCCAGACGACUACCCAUCGAUUCUCGUCCAAACUGUCGAAGUCAUCUAUCGUCGUGCCGAUUCGAUGCAACCGAUUUGUUUGGAUCGAAUGGUCGAUUGGUUCAGUUUCCAUUUGUCGAAUUUCCAGUAUCGCUACACUUGGCCUGAUUGGAAGGAUUGUUUGACGAAAGACGCCUACUCUGGAAGCCAAAUCUUCCUCCGAGAAGUCAUCGAAAAGUGUCGUCGCCUUGGAUCCUAUGAGAAAAUCAUCGCCGCACUGCCAUCAGAUUUCGUUAAAAUCCAUCCAUGCUCUCCAGAUGUCAGAUAUUUGAUCGAUGAAGAGGAUACAGCACUCGUGCAACGUGCUGAAACAUUCACUCAAAUGUUCCAAGAACGUCAACCGGCUGAAGCAUUCCUCAAUGAAUUAAAAUCAGCUGAAGGAAGUGAGGAGCUUCCUUAUAAUAUCAAUGAGUUCGGAUUGUUUGUGAUGGUUAUGUUGAAGAUGGCCUCAAAGACUUUCUCGCAUAAUUUUUCGGCGCUUUUCAGAUACCAAGCCACUCUGAAAACGGUGUGCGAUGCAUCUGAACAAUAUCAAGAGAAACUUCUAGAGACUCUCUUCUCUUGCUGGAAAUCCAACCAACAAAUGUUGAUGAUUCUCACUGACAAACUGCUCAAAAUGCAGGUUAUCGAUUGCUCUGCAGUCGUCGCCUGGCUGUUCGAUGAGAAAAUGUGGGCGGAGCAUAAUAGACAAUGGCUCUUCGAGGUGCUCAAUCAGGCUCUUGAGAAACUGACAAGACAGAUUAAUGUUGUGGAGAAAGAUAUCAAAGAGCUGACGGAGAGAGUCGAGAAUAAGGGAACUGAUGAUGUUAAGGAGGAGGAGAUGGAAGCUGAAGAAGAGAAGAAUGAGAAGUUGAAACAAGAUGUGGACGAUUUGGAGAAUCACAAAGAGAAAUUGGAGAGAAUGGUCACUUUCCAGAAGGGACUUUUUAACGAUUUUUUGAUUGCCUUCGUCGAAGAGAUCAAAAUCGCCGGAGCAAACACAUCCGAAAUGGACGGUUCCGGAGACACGGCUGGCCGCCAAUCUCCGAAAUUCCAGUGGCUCAAAGGAAGAUUCUGCCACGUUUUGUUAGCGCACGCCGAGACCCUUCUGAAGCACUCAUCCAGCAUCGCCGAAGAAGUUUUCACCGAGGGAGCCGAUCCAAGUGUUACAGAAUGGAAUUUUGGAGCAAAAGUUGGGGACGAAGUGAUUGCGGAGCGAAGACGUCGAAGGGGGUCGUAUCCAGCGAUAUUUCAUUGCUCGUUGGUUCUGGAACUUCUGAAAUUGAAACCAGACGACUACCCAUCGAUUCUCGUUCAAACUGUCGAAGUCAUCUAUCGUCGUGCCGAUUCAAUGCAACCGAUUUGUUUGGAUCGAAUGUUAUCGAACGUUUUACACUGUGAAUUUGACGAAAAUGAAAAAUGGACUGAAAUUUACGGAGAUUCUGAAGAGAAGACGUCGACGACGGAGAAGAAAUGGGCGAAUAUGAAGUCGCAGGAUAUUAAAGAGAAAAUUCGCCAAGCGGCCAAACGAAGGAACGUGACACUUUCAAACGAAACGUCGAAUAGUGACAGUGAUGAUAACUGA
This is a messenger RNA of Caenorhabditis remanei, 2760 nucleotides long. RefSeq lists its product as uncharacterized. The coding region runs from base 1 to 2760 and encodes 919 amino acids. The record is from RefSeq and is a predicted model, not a curated record. Lineage: Eukaryota; Metazoa; Nematoda; Chromadorea; Rhabditida; Rhabditidae. Gene Ontology annotation, biological process: nuclear-transcribed mRNA catabolic process, nonsense-mediated decay; mRNA export from nucleus. The transcript has 15 exons. Gene Ontology annotation, molecular function: mRNA binding; protein binding; RNA cap binding. Gene Ontology annotation, cellular component: nucleus; nuclear cap binding complex.